AUGGCCUCGCAGCUGACCACUAUCUUUGGCCCAAACCCCAACAUCUCUUUCUUCCCUGAGCGACGGGUUCGCGCCAUCAGUCAGCGAUUGGGCCACAACCGGCUCGAUCAGCUACUAGAUGAAAUACGCGCGGUGGUUGCAACCAAGGUCAAAAAUAGUUGUGCCAUCCCUCAGUCAUAUAUACAACGACACCUGGGCACCGGAAAGAUCCAAGUCCCGAGUCGUGACAUUAUCGACGGACACAUUUCUGGUACCUGCGCCUUGACUGACCUCUUCUAUUCUCUUGCUGGCAAUAAUAACCCUCUUGCAGCCUACUUUGACUCGAUACAUCCGAUCUAUCCAUUUCUUUGUCCAGAUACCUUUCGUGCGCGUGUAGCGUCGCAGGAUUUGGUCCAAUCACUAGGAACAGAUAAGGUUUGGGCAGCACUAUUCUACGCAAUAGUGGCGAUUGGGUGUCAGAACAAUGAAGGAGGAAGCUUUGAUACUGGUGUGGGGGAAGCCUGGUCAUACUUCGAACGGUCGUUGUCAUGUUUCCAGGAUCUCCUCUUCGGAAGAGGCUCAUUGACUGCAGUCCAAGCACUCCUCGCCAUGGCCAUAUUUUCAUCGACAGUGUCUGCGUUCAACUUCGAACCCUUAAUGCUAACAGAGGCUGCCGUUAUGGCACAAGGUUUAGGGUAUCAUCGUUCGAAUAGUGCACAAGAAGGUCCGUGCCGUCGCACGUUCUGGGUGCUCUACUAUAUGGAGAAGACAUCCUGCUUUGCGACUGGUAAAACUUCGGUAUUGGAUGAUGCCAACAUAAGCUGUGCAAUUCCCGAUAUGAUGGAGUCCACUUUCCACGACUAUGACUGGUUCUUUAACUUCGUCAAAUAUGCUCGUCUAGUCUCCAAGAUUCACCAAUCUCUCUUCACAAUCAGCUCGGUUAGUCAGCCGCUGUCCAACUAUAACUCUGUGGUUGAGAGCCUACGUAUAGAAUUGGAAGCCUGGCGCGCGACCAUUCCGACCCGGUUUCGGCCAGGCGAAAAAUUCAAAUCUCGUUCUUUGCACGAGCCCCUGGCGGUCCAAAUUGCUUUGAUUACCCACUUCCUUUAUUUGAACGCUCUCCUUACACUGUCGUGGACCGUCCUUCACUACGGAGCCGUCCGUUUGGGGUCAACACAACAGGAAUUUAUGAAGCGCGACUUGAUGCGGACUGCUCGAAGUGUCCUCGAGCUCACCGUGCACAUCGAGGUAGCGCCUUCCACACCGGUCUGGAUACUCGCUGUCUUGCCACUAUCAUCGCUGAUGAUCUUAUUCGACCUGGUGGUCCACAACGCCAACCACCCGGAAACUGGUCUCAGCCUCGCUCUUCUCGACAUCGCCGGCGGGCACUUUAGUAGGCUAGAAUAUGCCAGCAAUGGUGCCCUUCCGGGAUCUCUAAUAGCAGAGUUUGCCCAUCUUGCUCGUCAAUACGUUUCCGAGACCCGCAAGCCCAAGUCUAUGUCCAGAGACUCCAAUGAGAGUAGCAUUUCAUUUCAGGCUCAGGACCGGGUAGGAACCUCUCCGUCCGCGCCAGAACCCACAACCAGUGUCGCCCCCGCAGAUCCAACGGGGCUGGUUGCGCCGGCGGUGCUCCCGCAGGGGCCGGAACCUGUCGCUUCAGAAGCUCCCGGGGUCAUGCAACCUUGGAGCCCUGCUUCUCUUGAUCGGAGUGAAGCGCUUUUCCUGCCUUAUAUCGACGAUCCAACUUACUAUUUUGGGGAUUUGCAGUUGCUUGGUAUCGAUUUAAAAGAUCUGUUUGACCAUUCAUACAGUUACCAGGAGUGA
Messenger RNA from Aspergillus costaricaensis CBS 115574, 1803 nucleotides. Its product is annotated as fungal specific transcription factor domain-containing protein. NCBI's taxonomy places the organism in Eukaryota, Fungi, Ascomycota, Eurotiomycetes, Eurotiales, Aspergillaceae. The transcript has 5 exons. Gene Ontology annotation, molecular function: DNA binding; zinc ion binding. The coding region runs from base 1 to 1803 and encodes 600 amino acids. Gene Ontology annotation, biological process: DNA-templated transcription. The record is from RefSeq and is a predicted model, not a curated record.